AUGUCUGAAAUACAAGAUCUUUUUAAACAACAUCGCAUAGUACCUGAUGUUAUCAAUACAGCACCGAUGGAAUUAUUGGAUAUUCAGUAUUCCAGCGGCGUGAGUGUGGAUAAAGGCAAAGAAUUGACACCAACUCAAGUUAAAAAUAAACCUAUAGUGAAAUGGGCUUCGAAGGAUACUGAAUAUUACACGCUGGCCAUGAUUGAUCCUGACGCUCCGAGCCGUGAAAAUCCAAAGUUUAGAGAGUGGCAUCAUUGGCUUGUUGGAAAUAUACUUGGAGGAGAUAUGAAUAAAAGUGAAGUUUUAUCUGAUUACAUUGGAUCUGGCCCUCCGAAAGGUACGGGGCUGCAUCGUUAUAUCUUUUUAGUUUAUAAACAACCAGGAAAAUGCGAUUUUUCCAAUAUCCCAAAAUUAUCGAAUAAUUCAGGAGACAAAAGAGGAAAAUUUUCUAUUUCUAAAUUUGCACAACAAUUUAAGCUUGGCAAGCCAAUCGCUGGUAAUUUCUAUUUAGCUCAAUAUGACGAUUAUGUACCCAAACUUUACGCAAAGUUGAAAGAAUAAUUUUUUUUCAUAAUUAGCAACUUCGAGUAGAUUUUAAAAUCAUAUAGUGU
Galleria mellonella (greater wax moth) is the source of this 611-nucleotide messenger RNA. Its product is annotated as protein D2-like. The coding region runs from base 1 to 561 and encodes 186 amino acids. NCBI's taxonomy places the organism in Eukaryota, Metazoa, Arthropoda, Insecta, Lepidoptera, Pyralidae. The record is from RefSeq and is a predicted model, not a curated record. The transcript has a single exon.